Molecule: messenger RNA, 4173 nt
Organism: Rotaria sp. Silwood2
Lineage: Eukaryota; Metazoa; Rotifera; Eurotatoria; Philodinida; Philodinidae
Source: the annotation of a GenBank genome assembly
AUGACAGAUCUUGAUAACACGCAAAUAAUUACAGGCGAUGAUAGUCUUUUACAAAAUUCAUCAACAAUUGAAUCAGAAGCUUCACUAAAAAUUGUUAGUGGUGCUGAUUCAAAUAUAUAUCAAAUCGGAAAAGAAACAAUUAUUGGUCGAGCAAAUCCAUCGGACUUAAUUAUUUCUGCUCCAUCACUUUCAAAACAACAUGCAAAAAUAACUGUUAACAAUGGACAAUAUUUCAUUACCGAUCUCGGCAGUAGUAAUAAAACUUUCCAUAACAAAAUUCAACUUCAACCAAACGUUUGUUAUGCAUUACAUGAUGGUGAUGAAAUAAAAUUAGGUGAUAUUAUUUGUUUAUUUCAAGAACAACAAACACCAACGAAUAAAAAUACACUUUCUGAACCAACAUAUGAAACUUAUAUACCACCACUGAAUACCUUAGUUGAAGAGGAUUCAUCAUGGCCUUCGGACGAUGAUAUACCGCCACUGGUUAUUACAGAAACACAUGUUGAUGUGAUUCCAUCAACACAAACAAUACACGAUUCAUAUGACGAUCAAGAACCAACACAACCAAUGAAAAUUUGGAAUGGAAGUCCUAAUAAUACAAAUGGUCUUACUCGAACAAGUAUAAAAAAUUCUGAUGAUGAUAUAUUAAAACAAAAUGGUUUAAAUGAAUCAUCAUCAACUAAAUCUUCAUCAUUUAUUCCAUCAACAUUAUCAUCAAUAUUAAAUAAUGAUAAUGAUGAUGAUGAUGAUAGUUUGGUUAUUGGUGCAACAACAUUACCAGCAACUGUACCAUUCGUUAUUGAAUCAACACAAAUAAAUAAUAAUGAUCAAAUUGAAAUUAUUUCCUCAUCACGAACCGAACAAAUUAUUAAAGAUGAUAAUAAUCAAAUAACUAUUGAAACAACAACACAAAUUGAAAUUGAUAAAACUCAAUCAUACGCAUUUGAACCACCUACUGAAACUAUUUCUUCGAAUGAACAAAUUGUAACUGAUGUCACUGAAACAAAACGUAAAGAAGUUCAUCAAGUUGUUAUAGAUGAUGAUAAAAUGAUCGAAGAAAUUGUUACAACAACAACAACAACAACAACGACAACCACAACAACAGAUUUAUGUGAAAAUGAUGAUCUGCGAAUGGUAACACAAGCUUAUGAUCUUCAAUCAGCAAAUGAAGAAACUACUGCAGUUGUUGCUGAAAAUGAAAAUGUUCCAGUAGAAACACAAGCUUACGAUCUUCAACCGACAAAUGAAGAAAUAACGAAAACAUCUACUAUUGAAGAUAAUAAACCAGCAGUAGAUACUAUUCAACCAACAAAUGAAGAAAUUACUACAAAUCUUAGUGAAAAUGAAAAUCUUCCAAUGGAAACACAAGCUUAUGAUCUUGAACCGACAAAUGAUGAAACUACUAAAACAUCUACUAUUGAAAAGAAUAACCUACCAAUGGAAACAUUAGCUUAUGAUCUUGAGUCAACAAAUGAAGAAGCUCCUGCAGUUCUUACUGAAAAUGAAAAUCUUCCAAUAGAAACACAAGCUUAUGAUCUUGAACCAACAAAUGAAGAAGUUACAAAACCAUCUACUAUUGAAAUCCAAAAGCCACCAAUGGAAACAUUAGCUUAUGAUCUUCAAUCAGCAAAUGAAGAAACUACUACAGUUCUUAAUGAAAAUGAAAACCUUCCAGUAGAAACACAAGCUUAUGAUCUUGAACCAGCAAAUGAAGAAGUUAGAAAACCAUCUACUAUUGAAAUCCAAAAUCCACCAAUGGAAACAUUAGCUUAUGAUCUUCAGCCAGCAAAUGAAGAAACUACUACAGUUCUUAAUGAAAAUGAAAAUCUUCCAGUAGAAACACAAGCUUAUGAUCUUGAACCAACAAAUGAAGAACUUACGAAAACAUCUACUACUGAAGAUAAAUUGGUAGAAACUAUUCAACCUUCAGAUGAAGAAAUUUCUAAACCAACAACUAUUGAAGAUAAUAAUCCACCAGUCGAUAAUAUUCAACCGUCAAAUGAACAAAUUAAUAUAGAUACAACUGCACCUGCUCUAUGUACUGAUGCACAACAAUAUAAUGUUGAUGAACAAAUCGAUGAUUCAUCACCAAGACCAAGAUCGGAAACAUGUGGAGUUGUAACAAUGUCAACAUUAGUUGAGCAACUUUCACAUGUCGAUAAUACUGUUGAUGAUACAAUGCCUAAACAACAAAUUGAAGUUACUAUUGAUCAAAAUCUUGUUAAAGAAAGUACUGAAGAUGAACAAAUGGAUACCAAUGAAACAGAACUUCCAUCAAUAACCAUUAAUGAUGAACCAAUAAUAACGACCACAGACGCUAAAUCAGAAACAACAGCAAUUGAUGAACAACAAGAAAGUGUCAAUAAAAAAGAAGAUGAAAUUAUAUCAACAACCACUACAGAUACAAAGCCAAAUAAUACAACAGAUCAUACUGAUACGAAAGUUCAACCAACAACUAUGGAACCAGAAAAAACAUUGGAUACAUCUUUAACCACUACUCCAAUUGAAUCAGAACAAAAAAUAAAUGAAUCAAUUCCUACUUCUAUAUCUGAAGACGUACCGUCAUCAAAGCUUGAUACAACUGACAAACAACAAGAAGAAAUUGAAGGAGAUGGAGAAGAUGAAGAAGAAGGAGGAGACGAAACUGAAGAAUCCGCGCCUGUUUCAGGUCGUAAUCAACGUGGCAUUCCUCGACGAGCAGCUCGUCGUGCGCGCGGUCGUCGUGGUGGUGCAACACGAGCUCGUGUUGUUAGUACACGUAUACAUGGCGGACGUCGUAAUCCAAUUUUAUCAUCAACAACUGAUAAUCAAAAUACUAAUACAUCAUUAGAAGAAACAGUAAAUACUGAAACAGAAGAAUCACCACAAAAAUCUUCAACAAUUGAAAUUGAACAAAAAUUAAAUGACACACAACCAAUAACUCCAACGCCAACUGAUGAAACUUCAUCACCUAACCAAACAAAUGCUAACUCAAAUAUUCGAGUUUCAGCUCGAAUCAAAGCUCGUGCAUCAAGUGGUCGAAAUCGUCCAUUUCCAUAUACUGAUGAUUAUAUUGAUUUAGAUGAUUUUGAAAAACAAUCGAAAACUCCUAUUACACCACCAACAACAACCACGGCAGGUCGUCGAUCAACUCGCGGUGCACGUAGUUCAUCAACAUCGCAAAAACGUAUUAGUCUUCGACAACAACCAAUCGAUACAUCAGAAAGUCCAGAGGAAAAAACUAAAAAACAAAAAGAUAAUACUGAUAUUUACGAACAAAUGGAUACUGGUGGUGAAAAUGAAGAACCAACUUUAUUAACAAAAACCGCUGGACGAAAACGUAAAAGUACAACACCUGUUGCAUCGACUACUACAAAACGAACUCGUUCAACAACAACACCACAAACAACACAAACAACACCCGCAACGAAUACACGUCGUAAACAAACUUCUAAUACAGAUCAAUCAUCUCCACCUACUCCAGUUACACCAAAACGUGGUCGAAGAUCAAUAAAAUCAACUACACCAACUGAACAAUCACCAGAAGAACAAAUUUCAACUAAUGAUCGACCAGUUCGAAUAGCUCUUAGUAGUCAUUUGAAUUUUGAUCAAAAUCAUUUAGAUACAUUACGUAAAUUAGGUUUUGAAAUCAUGGAUGAAUCAUGUCAAGUUGAUGCAUUAGUUGUUGAUCGUAUAAGACGUACAAAAAAAUUCUUUAUGUGUCUUGCACGUGGUGCACAUAUAUUAUCACCAACAUGGAUUGAAACAAUGAUAAAAGAAAAUCGUUAUAUACCGUAUGAAAAAUAUUAUUUAGAAGAUACAAAUGCUGAAACACGUUAUGGUUUUCAAUUACGUGAAAGUGUUCGUUUAGCUAAACAACAUCCUAUAUUUGAAAAUUAUAAAAUUUUUUGUACAAAAGAUACAUCACCACCAUAUGAUGAUUUAAAAGAUAUAAUUGAAGCAGCUGGUGGAAAAUUUAUUGAAAAAAUUAAUUUAAAUAAACCAGGAAAAGAUUUAGUUUGUAUUGUUGCACAAGCCCAUAAAACUGAAUAUGAAGAUUUAUGUAAAAAAGGUGUACCUAUUGUAAGUGAAGAAUUUGCUUUAAGUGGAAUAUCAAAACAAAAACUUGAUUUUGAAGCAUUUUCUUUAUUUCAAAAUGUUGCUACGACAGUUAAACCAACUGGAAGUAAAUAA